CUCCGCUCCCUGCUCCCCGUGGCGAAUGUGCUGCGCGGCGGCGGGUGCUUACGCUCGCGGGGUUUGGCUGUGGCAGGCAGGAGCUGGAAGGAGGCGGCGGCGGCAGCUGGGAGGAGGUGGUGACGGUGGCAACGGCAGCGUCGGGGACGAUGGCGCGACUGGUGGCAGUGUGCAGGGACGGGGAGGAGGAGUUCCCCUUCGAGAGGAGGCAGAUUCCCCUCUACAUAGACGACACUCUCACGAUGGUGAUGGAAUUUCCUGACAAUGUGUUAAAUCUCGAUGGACAUCAGAAUAAUGGUGCACAGCUAAAGCAGUUCAUUCAGCGACAUGGUAUGCUUAAGCAACAGGAUCUAAGUAUUGCCAUGGUGGUGACAUCACGCGAAGUCCUGAGUGCACUUUCUCAGCUUGUCCCAUGUGUUGGUUGUCGUCGCAGUGUGGAGCGCCUCUUUGCCCAGCUUGUAGAGUCUGGAAAUCCUGCUCUUGAACCCCUAACAGUAGGGCCCAAGGGAGUGCUGUGUGUAACUGGAAGCUGCAUGACUGAUGCAAAGAAGCUUUAUACAUUAUUUUAUGUACAUGGGUCCAAACUAAAUGACAUGAUAGAUGCUAUUCCAAAAAGUAAGAAGAAUAAGAGAUGUCAGUUUCACUCCUUAGAUACGCACAAGCCAAAACCUUUGGGAGGUUGUUGGAUGGAUGGAUGGGAACUAAUGUCACAGGAAUGCAGGGAUGAAGUAGUUUUAAUUGACUCGAGUUGUCUUUUAGAAACACUAGAAACAUAUCUGCGAAAACACAGGUUUUGCACUGAUUGCAAAAAUAAAGUCCUCCGAGCAUACAAUAUCCUUAUUGGUGAACUUGACUGCAGCAAAGAAAAGGGCUACUGUGCUGCACUUUAUGAAGGCUUGCGGUGCUGUCCACAUGAACGACACAUACAUGUUUGCUGUGAAACAGACUUCAUUGCACAUCUUUUGGGUCGUGCUGAGCCAGAGUUCACAGGAGGGUAUGAGUAUGUAAUUUGCUAGAAUGGGCUAUCUAGCGCUUUGCUUCAUUUUAUUACUGAAAGUUUAUUUUCAUCACCUUCUGUCUCAGUACAUAUGAUAUAUGUAUAAAUUAAAGUAUGCCUGUAAAGAUUUUGCUUCUCUUUAAAGUAUGCAUUUCUUAAUUGACUGAAAAUAGGGAAAAACUGUUCUCUGGUGUUUGGUUCAGUCCUCUGCUAGUUCUUGCUUGAAGGGAGGCAGGCUUUUUUAGCUUUCAUUGUUACAGACUAUCAUUUUCAUUUGAAAAUGAUUAGAAGGGAUUUUUCUCCCUCUAUCCAUGCAUUAUCGUGUGUAAAUUUUAUUCACAAUAAUGGUUUUUGCAUAAGUCAGAUCUUUGCAGUAGGGGAUUAAGAAAUGCCUUCUUGAAUGUAAUUCAUGAACUGUGUAUAUUAUAUUAUUAUUACUGCAUAGAAACCUAAAGUAUUAUCUCUGGCUUUGUUGUAAAAAUAAAAUCAGAUGAUGAUGUUAAUAGAAUAAAUCAAAUUCAUUUCCUUUUGUAUUUAGGGUAUCAACCCUCAUUUGGGUGCCUAUUUUCUACUAGAAUACAAAGGGCUUUUUUAUUGCCAAAGUUCUGUGAACACUUGUAAAGACUGGCCUGGUGGAGGACUCUUGCCCGUGAUGAAUCACUUUGGCAUUGCCUUUCUCCAUUCCUCCUCAAAACAAAAAACCUAAUGAAGGAAAAAAUGUUUUGCUAUAAUUGGAAAGUAAAAGGAACUGUUGUGUCUCCUGUGAGCUGGACACUUAUAUGUGAUUGCUUUGUGCCCUAAAACCCAUCUUUUUAGAGCCAGUUCCUGAAUUA
Pongo pygmaeus (Bornean orangutan) is the source of this 1830-nucleotide messenger RNA. RefSeq names its product gametogenetin-binding protein 2-like. The record is from RefSeq and is a predicted model, not a curated record. NCBI's taxonomy places the organism in Eukaryota, Metazoa, Chordata, Mammalia, Primates, Hominidae. Gene Ontology annotation, cellular component: nucleus; cytoplasm. The transcript is spliced from 6 exons. Bases 150 to 1016 code for a protein of 288 amino acids.